AUGAAUUAUGAAGCAAAUACUUCUCUUACUUUGAGUUCAUCAAGAAAUAAUCUAAACCUAAACCUAGUACUAAACCCUUUGUCGUCGUCAUCGUCGUCGUCAUCAUCAACUUUGGAACCAGUACGAGUUUUUUCUUGCAACUUUUGCAAGAGGAACUUCUACAGUUCACAGGCUCUUGGAGGGCACCAAAAUGCUCACAAACUGGAGAGAACCUUAGCGAAGAGAAGCAGAGAAUUAUGCACGGCAGUUAAGCCACACGCCGGAAUAGACCAGCGGCAGCCUCCAACCGACGCUUCUGGUGGCGACCGGAGCCACUUGCCGGGACUGUUCAUCGGGAUUGAUCAGCAAUCACAUGCUGGUAGGUUUAACAGUGAUAUGAAUUAUGGAAUAAGCAAUUAUUGGAAUGAUGAAUGCAAUAAGGGAGAGAGUGUUGAAGAAGAGCUCGGUCAACUCGACUUGUCUCUAAGGCUUUGA
Molecule: messenger RNA, 474 nt
Organism: Fraxinus pennsylvanica
Lineage: Eukaryota; Viridiplantae; Streptophyta; Magnoliopsida; Lamiales; Oleaceae
Source: the annotation of a GenBank genome assembly